Messenger RNA from Arachis stenosperma, 1107 nucleotides. RefSeq names its product protein FAR1-RELATED SEQUENCE 5-like. The record is from RefSeq and is a predicted model, not a curated record. NCBI's taxonomy places the organism in Eukaryota, Viridiplantae, Streptophyta, Magnoliopsida, Fabales, Fabaceae. The transcript is spliced from 4 exons. Bases 1 to 1107 code for a protein of 368 amino acids.
AUGAAUGAUUCAAAUUCAGACUGUCAACUCAACCAGAGCGAAAUAGAUUUUGAAUUUGAAUCCAAUGAAGUCUCUGAGUCUUUCUGUGAUGUUGAUGAUCACUUUGUUCCCAAAGUUGGGAUGACUUUUAAGACGCUUGAAGAUGCUGCAAAAUUCUACAAGGAUUAUUCAAAAGCUGCAUGUUUUUCUACAAGAGUUCGGAGCACAAAUAAGAAGGGUAAGCUCAUUAAGAACCAAUUGAUUACAUGUAGCAGAGAGAAAAAAUGGAAAUCGAAAAUAUCUCCGACUGAGAAGACAAAUCCAUCAGCUGGUUUAAAUUGUCCUGCAAGAAUUUAUAUACACAUAUUCAAGGACAUUGGUGUUUGGAUCAUUUCCAAGGUCGUGUUGCAUUAUUCACAUCCCUACUGUCCAAAUCAAGCAGAGAUGCUCAAACAGCACAGGGAACUAAGCAUGUUUGUGCGUCGUACAAUAGAGAAUAACGAGGAAGCCAGAAUCAGACCACGCAAAACAUACCAAUCAUUUGUGGCAGCAGCCGGGAGUCACCGUGAGUUAAAUUUUAUCGAAAAAGAUGUGAGAAAUUACAUAACGAGAGAAGUACGGAAUGUUUUGGAACUAGAAGAUGCAAAGGAAUUCAGGAAAUACUUAUUAAGAAUGAAAGAGAAGAAUCAGAUUUUAUUUUUCGAGCUCGAACUCGAGAACGAUCAGUCGAUUAAGAUUUCCUUUUGGGCGGACGCAAGGAGCAAGGCUGCCUGCGAGUAUUUCGGAGAUGUUAUUUCAUUCGAUACCACCUAUAAUACAAACAUGUAUAAUCCAAUUUUUGGUUCUUUUGUUGGGGUAAAUUACCACGGAAAUGCUCCGAAAGGUAUUCUCACUGAUCAAUGCGCAUUGAUGCAAAGGGCUAUCGAGGCUUGUAUGCCCACAACAGUUCACCAUUGGUGUAUUUGGCACAUCAUGAAGAAGAUUCCAAGCAAAUUAAAUGGCUAUACGGGACACCUAGAAAUCGAACAAGAAAUGAGUCAUGUUGUUUGGAACUCUCAUACCAAAGAAUCAUUUGAUAGGAAUUGGAAUGAUUUUCUGAUGAAGUAUGGUCUUGUGGACAACAAGUGA